Molecule: messenger RNA, 1215 nt
Organism: Trichoderma reesei QM6a
Lineage: Eukaryota; Fungi; Ascomycota; Sordariomycetes; Hypocreales; Hypocreaceae
Product: glycoside hydrolase family 27
Exons: 2
Biological process (GO): carbohydrate metabolic process
Molecular function (GO): hydrolase activity, hydrolyzing O-glycosyl compounds
Source: RefSeq, a predicted model, not a curated record
AAUGGAUUUAAUCAGCCACCCAGGGGAUGGAAUUCAUACGGUAUGCAGUCCCGGGCCGGCACCUCAUUUACGCUCAAUCAGGGGAAUGUUCAGAGCCAAUGCAAUCUUAUGAACGCCACGGCGGGAUACACUCUGUGCAGUCUGGAUUCGGGAUGGUCAGCGGAUGGAGGAGACCCAUUUGGUCGACUCGUGCCGAACACUUCUCUUUUCCCAAACCUCACAGCCUUGGCAAAUAACCUGCACUCUCAAGGCAAGCUUCUCGGUGUCUACGCACUUCCGGGGGCCCUGUCCGCCGACGCCGGCGUUACUGUUGAGGGAACCAACAUAAAACUGGGAAGCCUAUUUGAUACGAACCAACCGAGCUACAACCUGAGGCAGACUUUCGACUUUGGCAAAGACGGUGUCCAACAAUGGCAUGAUUCCGUUGUGAACAACUGGGCCUCGAUCGGAGUGGAUUACAUCAAGCUAGAUUUCAUGACUCCGGGUAGCCCAGACGCUGGCGAAAACUUGCCUGCCAACAACUCUUUGGCCGCAGUGGCAUAUCACAGAGCAAUUCAGCAAGCUAGUCGACCGAUGCGCUUGGAUCUAUCGUGGAAGCUUGACCGGAACUCAGGGGCAGAUUUCUUCCUGUGGCGCGGCAAUGCUGAUGGCUUGCGCCUAGACCAAGAUAUCAACGAUGCUGGCCAAAGCACGUUUCUGGGGUUCAACACGGUGCAGCGAGCCAUAGAGCAGUACCGGAGCUUUAUUAACCAGCAAGAAGAAGAUCCAGCGCGCCAGGGUACCCCAAUAAUGAUCCGCCCAGACAUGGAUAAUAUGUACACUGGCAACGGACAGUCACUCACGGGCCUCUCAGACGUGCAAAGAUACACGGUUGCGAUCCACUGGAUCGGAGCAGGUGCAAACCAGAUCACUGGCUCGGAUUUGUCACAGCUUGACACACUUGGGCUAGAGCUACUCUACGACCCCGAGUUACUCUCUGUUGCGGAAUUCACGGCCCAGUACCCGAUGCAACCAAAGAACCCGUUCGGAACGGCAAACCCAGGAUCGCAGGCAUCCGAACAGCUUCAGGCAUGGAUCGCUGGGCCUGACACGGACAAUAAAAACGCUGUGGUCAUUCUCGCAAACUACGGCCCGGAUUUAGGACAAGGUGGCUUUGGUGGAGACCUGGAGGGGGUUCAGCUGGUGAAUAUCUCAUUAUCACAACUUGGAAUAGCA